AUUACAUAUCCGCAAUACUGGCGGCCGUUUUGGCGGUGUCCCGUCGCCCACGUUGCCCAGUAGCUUACGUGGCCGGGGAGUGGGAGGUAGGCACGAGCCUCUCCUCUUCUCCGCUCUUCGUUUCCGUUGAUUCUGUUCCGAAAUCCAAACUAGAGAGCAGAGAAUAAACCAGAAGAAGAAAGUCGGCAGCUUUGCAAUAGAAGAUUAGCUUGUCGAGGCCAUGAUAUUAUAGUCCUUACGCGAACCAGAACCGGGUCGAAGAAAAGAAAAAAUUCCCAUGUCGAGAUUCUCGUUGAUUCACCGGAUUACACCAUUUUUCGCCGCUCGGAUUCGGCAGAACCACAGGCUUCUAAGUUCUUCUUCCUCCUCUCUGCUCCGCCAAGCUCCAUCCCUCGAAGAAUCCGUUCACCUGACCGAAAAUUGCAUCCGGAAAAUGAAAGAACUGCAAGCGAGUGAAACAUCAGCAGAGGAGAAAAUGCUUCGUUUAGGAGUAGAAACCGGUGGAUGUUCAGGUUUCCAAUACGUUUUUGACUUGGACGAUAAGUUGAACCCUGAUGACAGGUGCUUUAUCCUCUUCACUUUUAGCAUUUUGUUUGCUGUGGAUGUAAAAGUAUUUGAGAAGGAAGGAGUGAAACUAGUUGUUGACAAUAUAUCUUACGAUUUUGUUAAAGGGGCAACCAUAGAUUAUGUAGAGGAACUCAUUCGAUCUGCAUUCCAAGUAAGUUUCCUUCUGUAAUGUAUGUAUUGUGCUUGAUCUAUAUUAGUGUGCUUUCAAUCUGGU
Linum tenue is the source of this 781-nucleotide messenger RNA. NCBI's taxonomy places the organism in Eukaryota, Viridiplantae, Streptophyta, Magnoliopsida, Malpighiales, Linaceae. The record is from the annotation of a GenBank genome assembly.